Microtus ochrogaster (prairie vole) is the source of this 4353-nucleotide messenger RNA. The record is from RefSeq and is a predicted model, not a curated record. NCBI's taxonomy places the organism in Eukaryota, Metazoa, Chordata, Mammalia, Rodentia, Cricetidae.
GACCUCACGCCGGCUGCAAGCAGAGAAUGCUUUCCCCUGCCAGGACCUGAUGCAAUCCAUUCAAGCCAACAAGUUUGGAGAGAAUGUUGAGUUCAAUCAAUUCAGAACGUCGAGAUGGAGCCCAACUCACUCCAGUGGGUCGGCUCACCGUGUGGGUUGCACGGACCUUAUAUUUUCUAUAAGGCUUUUCAAUUCCACCUUGAAGGCAAACCAAGAAUCUUGUCCCUUGGCGACUUUUUCUUUGUAAGAUGUACGCCGAAGGAUCCGAUUUGCAUAGCGGAGCUCCAGCUGUUGUGGGAAGAAAGGACCAGCCGGCAACUUUUAUCCAGCUCGAAACUUUAUUUCCUCCCAGAAGACACUCCCCAGGGCAGAAAUAGCGACCAUGGCGAGGAUGAGGUCAUCGCCGUCUCCGAAAAGGUGAUUGUAAAAUUAGAAGACCUGGUCAAAUGGGCGCAUUCUGAUUUCUCCAAGUGGAGGUGUGGACUCCGAGCCACACCGGUAAAAACAGAGGCGUUUGGAAGAAAUGGACAGAAGGAGGCUCUGCUCAGGUACAGGCAGUCAACCCUCAACAGUGGACUCAACUUCAAAGACGUUCUUAAGGAGAAGGCUGAUCUUGGGGAAGAUGAGGAAGAAAGCAAUGUGAUCGUGCUCAGCUACCCUCAGUACUGCCGGUACCGGUCCAUGCUGAAGCGGAUCCAGGAUAAGCCAUCAUCCAUCCUCACCGACCAGUUUGCAUUAGCCCUGGGGGGCAUCGCAAUGGUCAGCAGAAACCCCCAGAUCCUGUACUGCCGGGAUACCUUUGAUCACCCUACUCUCAUAGAGAAUGAGAGCAUAUGUGAUGAGUUCGCGCCAAAUCUUAAAGGCAGACCGCGCAAAAAGAAAACAUGUCCCCAGAGAAGAGACUCCUUCAGUGGCUCGAAGGACUCCAACAAUAACUGUGAUGGUAAAGCCAUCAGCAAGGUGAAAGGCGAGGCCAGGUCAGCCUUGACCAAGCCAAAGAAUAACCACAGCAACUGUAAAAAGGCCUCCAAUGAAGAAAAGCCGAAGCUGUCCAUUGGCGAAGAAUGCAGGGCUGAUGAACAAGCCUUCUUAGUGGCGCUUUAUAAAUACAUGAAAGAAAGAAAAACACCCAUAGAACGAAUUCCCUACUUGGGUUUCAAACAGAUUAACCUUUGGACUAUGUUUCAAGCUGCUCAAAAACUGGGAGGAUAUGAAACAAUAACAGCCCGCCGCCAAUGGAAACAUAUUUAUGACGAGUUAGGUGGGAACCCGGGGAGCACCAGCGCGGCCACCUGCACUCGUAGACACUACGAAAGGUUAAUCCUACCAUAUGAAAGGUUUAUCAAGGGAGAAGAAGAUAAGCCUUUGCCGCCAAUCAAACCUCGGAAACAGGAGAACAAUUCACAGGAAAACGAGAACAGAACAAAAGUGUCGGGAACCAAGCGCAUCAAACAUGAACUGCCCAAAAACAAGAAAGAAAAAGAGAAUACACCAAAGCCCCAGGAUACAUCUGAGGUUUCAGUGGAGCAGGGGAAGGAAAAGGAGACGCUGAACCAGAAAAGUGUCACGGAGCCUCUCCCAGCUCCAGAGGUGAAGAAGAAGUCAGAAGGACACAAGGACAUUGCAGCGAGGGCCCCAGUGUCCAGACCCGAACCCGAAAAGGGCAAUGAAACUCACCAAGGUUCCAACAGUGAGGAGGCUGAGGAGGUGGGAGACAAGGGCCCUGCCCCUCUGCUCCCAAGCCCUCCCCUGCCUCCUGAAAGAGAGUCAGCUCCUACCCCUGGGGCUGGGAAACAGCCCCUUGCCUCGCCCAGUGCCCAAAUGGACUCAAAGCCGGAAGCCAAACCCUGCAGCUUUACCGAGAGCUCUGAAAGUGACCUCCAAGAAGCAUCCUUUACCAGCUUCCCUUCCACCCAGCCACCGCUGGCAAGCCAGCACGAGGCAGAGGAAGACAAGCUUCCUGCCAUGGCUAAUUACAUUGCCAACUGCACUGUGAAAGUGGACCAGCUGGGCAGUGACGACAUCCACACUGCCCUCAAGCAGACCCCGAAGGUCCUUGUGGUCCAAUCAUUUGAUAUGUUCAAAGACAAAGACUUGACCGGGCCCAUGAACGAGAACCACGGACUUAAUUACACGCCCCUGCUCUACUCCCGGGGCAAUCCUGGUAUCAUGUCCCCACUGGCCAAGAAGAAGCUUUUGUCUCAGGUGAGCGGGGCCAACCUCUCCAGCAGUUACCCCUACGGCUCCCCACCCCCUUUGAUCAGCAAAAAGAAACUGAUUGCCAGGGACGACCUGUGCUCGGGUUUGACCCAGGCCCACCACAGCCAAAGCUCGGACCACAUGGCCGUCAGCCGGCCAUCGGUAAUCCAACACGUCCAGAGCUUCAAAAGCAAGGCCUCCGAGGAGAGAAAGAGCAUCAAUGAUAUCUUCAAGCAUGACAAACUGAGUCGGGCCGAUGCUCACCGCUGCGGUCUCUCCAAGCACCAGCUGAGCACCCUGGCCGACUCCUAUGCCCUGAAACAAGAGGUCCAGGAGGGAAAGGACAAACUGUUAGAGAAAAGAGCGGUCUCCCACGGCCACGUGCCCAGUUUCCUGGCCGACUUCUACUCUUCCCCGCAUCUCCACAGCCUCUACCGGCACACGGAACACCAUCUUCAUAACGAACAGUCGCCCAAGUACGCCUCUAGGGACAUGUACCAGGAAUCUGAAAACGGCGCUUUUCUUUCUCACAAACACCCGGAGAAGAUCCACGUCAAUCAUCUCGCCUCUCUCCAUCAGCAAGAUAAGAAGUUGGCUGCGGCGGAAGCCGCUAGAGAUGACCAACCAACAGACCUGAGCCUUCCCAAGAACCCACAGAAACUAACCAGCAAAGUCCUAGGCCUGGCCCACUCAGCCUCGGGGUCCCAGGAGAUCAAAGGCGCCUCCCAGUACCAGGUCAUCAGCGGCCAGAAUCGAGACUGUCACCCCAAAGCCUGCCGGGUAUCACCCAUGACCAUGUCGACCCCUAAAAAAUACCCCGAGUCAAUUGCAAGGUCGGGAAAACCUCACCAUGUGAGACUGGAGAGCUUCAGAAAAAUGGAAGGCAUGGUCCAUCCCAUCCUGCACCGGAAGAUGAGUCCUCAGAAUAUUGGAGCUGCUCGCCCCAUAAAGCGCAGCCUGGAGGAUUUAGAUCUUGUGAUUGCCGGGAAAAAAGCCAGAGCUGUGUCUCCCUUGGACCCCUCCAAGGAGGCUUCUGGGAAAGAGAAGGCCUCUGAACAGGAGAGCGAGGGCAGCAAAGGAGCCUACGGUGGGCAUUCUGGGCCUGCGUCGGAAGGUCACAAGCUUCCGGUCUCCUCCCCUAUCUUUCCAGGUUUGUAUUCUGGUAGCCUGUGUAACUCAGGCCUCAACUCCAGGCUCCCGGCCGGGUACUCCCAUUCUCUGCAGUACUUGAAGAACCAGACGGUGCUUUCUCCUCUCAUGCAGCCUCUGGCUUUCCACUCGCUCGUGAUGCAAAGAGGAAUUUUCACAUCGCCGACCAAUUCUCAGCAGCUGUACAGACACUUGGCCGCAGCAACCCCCGUAGGAAGUUCCUACGGGGACCUGUUGCACAAUAGCAUCUACCCGUUAGCUGCUAUCAACCCUCAGGCUGCCUUUCCCCCGUCUCAGCUGUCAUCCGUACACCCCAGCACGAAACUGUAAGCCUCGCUGUGCCCAGCAACCCCCAAACUGCGGGGUCCGUGCACCCAACCCUGGAGGGCUGGCUUGCAGAGUUGGAAGUCAGUGUUCCUUCUGAUCCGGUGGUACCUUUCUUCCCAGCCAUAGAGGCCUAAAGGCCAGGUGAACAUGCCUAUCUUUUUGGGGACAACCCUAGCCUGGCUGGCCAGUUGUGACCUCCCUUCCAACACAGAUGGCCUAGGGCCUCCAGGUCAUUUCCUUUUCGAUGUUGGUCUUCUGAAGGUAUCUGUGUCUAUCCCAGAAGAACUCAGAGAACCCCUCUGAGUUUGGAUGGUAAGGAAGCAAUCUGGGGGGAAAAAAAAGUGGGGGCAGGCUUUUCGAAGCAUAGGGCAAGAAAGACUGGCAAUAGCCAGGGGAACACCCCUCUUUUUCAUACAACUCACCAAGUUCAAUCAAUGCAAUGUAUAGUUAAACUUAAAGAGACCUUUCAUUCUGACACUAUUAAACAAUCCAGAGAAGUAAACACUGUUAAACUGUAUAUAUUCGCUUCUUAAAGCUACCCGUCUCACUGUCCGCUCACCUAAUUUAUACAGAUAGUUCUGUUUUCUCCUGGUUCUUUCUUGUUCCUGCCCUGGGUAUUUUUUUGGUUUGUUUAUCUGUUUGUUUGUUUGUUUGUUUUUUAAUUAAACAGUAUCCCUU